Molecule: messenger RNA, 3023 nt
Organism: Saimiri boliviensis boliviensis (Bolivian squirrel monkey)
Lineage: Eukaryota; Metazoa; Chordata; Mammalia; Primates; Cebidae
Gene: C9H3orf80
Product: chromosome 9 C3orf80 homolog
Source: RefSeq, a predicted model, not a curated record
GGUUAAUCAAGAUCAAGGGGCUCCCGAGCUGAGAGCGGAGCGUUAACCCUUCCAGUCCCAGAGAGCGACUAGGCAAGGGAGGAAAGACGCGGCCGGCCUGGGCCAAGAUGCCCGCGGCAGCCCCGCGCAGGCUGCCUCUGCCACUUAGAGCGGCUCCAGACGCCUCGCACCGGGCCCGGGCGGUUGGGCGCGCGAGGUUAAGGUCAGAAGCUAGGGAAACUGCUUGGGCCGCGAGUAGCCGCCGCCUCCCGCAGCCUCCGCGCGCCGCGGGCUCCUCCUCCCGCCCGAGCGUGGCCAAGUGAGGACUGCUCCGGCCGCAGGUAGCUGAGGCGCGGGAGGCGGCGCGCGCGGUACCCGAGCGGAGCGCCGGGGAGGGGCCGACGGACGCGCGGGCGGGCGGACUCCUCAGCCUCCCUUCCCGGACGUUAGCCGCGGUCUGCGCGGGCCAUGUGGGGACCCGGGGUCACGGCCGAGGGCCUGUCGGUGGCUCCGGCGCCGCCGCCUUUGCUGCCGCUGCUGCUGCUGCUGGCUCUGGCGCUGGUGGCGCCCUCGCGGGGCGGCGGGGGCUGCGCGGAGCUGGCGUGCGGCGAGCGGGAGCGCUGCUGCGACGCGACCAACGCCACGGCGGUGCGCUGCUGCAAGCUCCCGCUGCACGCCUUCCUGGACAACGUGGGCUGGUUCGUCCGCAAGCUCUCGGGGCUGCUCAUCCUGCUGGUGCUCUUCGCCAUCGGCUAUUUCCUGCAGCGCAUCAUCUGCCCCAGUCCACGCAGGUACCCGCGCGGCCAGGCCCGCCCGGGGCAGCGGCCCGGGCCUCCGGGGGGCGCCGGACCGCUGGGCGGCGCGGGGCCGCCCGACGACGACGACGACUCGCCCGCGCUGCUGCGCGACGAGGCGGCCGCCGGCUCGCAGGACUCACUGCUGGACAGCGGCGGCAGCGGCCGGGGCCGGGGAGGCUGCGGGCGCUCGGAACCCUCCUGCCCCUCGGCGCACGAGCUGCGCGUCGUGUCGCCGGCCUUCCUGCAGCUGCCCAGCUACGAGGAGGUCAAGUACCUGCCCACCUACGAGGAGUCCAUGCGGCUGCAGCAGCUCAGCCCCGGGGAGGUCGUGCUCCCGGUGUCGGUGCUCGGCCGCCCGCGAGGCGGGGGCGCCGCGGAGCCCGACGGCGGCGAGGGCCGCUUCCCCCUCAUCUGAGCGCCCGGGGAUCGGCGGCUGGUGCAGGGCCGGGGGCUGCGGGGGGCACGCAACGGCCGGGGUGCCGCCGCCGCUGCCGCCAACUGCCUCAGACCCUAUCUGGCACUCCGGCCUAACUGCCUGGCACCCCGAGACUGGGCUGUGGUCACUCGUCUCCCUAGCGUUCUCCCGGGAGGUUAGGUUUCCCUGCGUUUCGUUCCGUUGAAAGAAACGUGGGGCACGCGCGCGGCUGCGGCUGCAGCAGGCGACCCUCGAACGCACCUUCGAAGGACGUCCCCGCCCUCUGCCUUACCUGGUCCUGUGGUUCACUCGUAAGUGCCUGCUUCCCAAGUUGAACAGAACACGUGAGCCCUUCGGUGCGUCGGGAGAAGGGCGGUCUUCAGGGCUGAGGAGAAAGCGCGGUUCCACUCCUUUCCCUACCUGCCCCUCGGGCAGGUCACGGUCUCCCAGGGUGGGCACAGGGCGCGGAGCCGUUGGGGACGAGCCGCGACCCGGGACUGCUGCGCGUGGGUGUGGAGAGCGGCACUUGGGUAUGAUGGACUCGCUCCCACGCGGCGGACCCCCAAAAAACCCCUCGGUGUCUUCCUGAUCCGGCAAAUAGUCACAGCUGGUGUUUCACAAGGAGCCGGAGCGCGGGGCGUGGGGGAGGGGAACACCUGUGCUACGCGGUGAGUUGCUGUACAGACUCAGGGCGCAGCAACUACGUAUAUCCAUUCGGCUGGACUUUUGAUUGUUCAAUAAUUGAGAAGGUAUUUCUAUUUAUUUGUCUUUUCUUCUAAUAUUUUUGCCAUGCAUUGAACGUAACAGGAGGGUAUUUCAGCAAAUUCAUGGCAAGGUAAUCGUCUUAAUCACUUUUUGUAGGCCAUUAAUGGUCAGGAAAUUGCCCACACUCAUUAUUGUUCAAUAAAACAUUGGACAUUAUUUCAUUAAAAAAGAUAAACAGAGGUAUGGUCAAACAAGGAAGCAUAUUUGACAUAAUAAACAUGAAGGAUAUCUUAUUUUCACUAUUUGAGAAUAUAUUUUAUUUUUAGUACUGUGACAUAAUAUAUACUUUUUAUAAUAAUAACUGUAUGCAUUAUGUAGUAUAGUGCUUAAUUUUAUCAUUCACCACAUAGUUAUAUGUAAAAAUAAUUGACAUGUACAUGCCAUAUCAUGAAACAUAUGAUGUUGUGCAUUUUCUCCUCCAUUUUUCAUUUGGAGUACAUUCCACAACAUGAUCUAAAACAUAAACACUUGUGACUUGUAACUUUUGUUUAAAGCCAUUAAUUGUGCAGUAAUGUGCUACAGAAGGAUUUGAUCAGCUUCUCUUAAGAAACAAAUGUAUCAGUUUCCUGUUCUGUGACAUACCCUUUAAAAGUAAAAGGUAAUAUAACCUAUUUUAAUACAUUGUGUGUAAUGUACAUAUGCAUAUUGUCUAUGUACUGUAUACACAUUAUUUAUAAUAAUGUAUUACAGUUUGUCAUUCUCAUGAAAGGAGAAGGAAAACAAAUACAAAAGGUUUCUCUGCUUGAGAAAACAUGAAUGUUGUAUCAAGAACAAUCACACACAUGGAUCUCAUACCUGUUUUUAGAACAUUGUUCUUCUGAUUAAAGAAGUCUGACACUCCUGAAAAAUCUUAAAAUAUCUAACUUGUAUUAGAAGAAAAAUAUUUGAUUAAACUUUUAAAGGCUGGUUGAAAAAGUCUGACAUUUCUGAGAAAUUUUAAAAUGUAAUAAAAAAGAAUGUUUAACUUUAAAUUUCUAAAAACUAAUGACCCUAUGACUAAAGAAAAAUCAUUUCAAGUGUAUUAAAACAUAGCAAAACAUUAAAAUCUUUUCUCUGUGCAAAUUUUA